Molecule: messenger RNA, 999 nt
Organism: Trichosurus vulpecula (common brushtail)
Lineage: Eukaryota; Metazoa; Chordata; Mammalia; Diprotodontia; Phalangeridae
Gene: VGLL3
Product: vestigial like family member 3
Biological process (GO): regulation of transcription by RNA polymerase II
Cellular component (GO): nucleus
Source: RefSeq, a predicted model, not a curated record
GCCAUGAGUUGUGCGGAGGUGAUGUAUCACCCUCAGCCAUAUGGAGCAACCCAGUAUUUGCCCAACUCGGUGGCAGCAGCAUCCUGCCCCACAGCUUUUUACCAUACCGCUCCCCAGUCCAGCCAGCAGAAGAAGUUAGCGGUAUACAGCAAGAUGCAGGAGUCUCUGGAAAUGCCUUCCCAGCAACAAGAGGAGGAGGAGGAUGAGGAGGAUGAGGAGGAGGAGGAGGAGGAGGAGAAAGACCAGCCUGCCGAGAUGGAGUACCUUAACUCUCGAUGUGCUUUCACUUAUUUCCAGGGAGACAUUGGUUCAGUAGUGGAUGAACACUUCUCAAGAGCUUUGGGCCAAGCCAGCAGCUUCCAUACAGAAUCUGCCAUUUCAAAAAACAAGAUGGGGCUAACCCCUCUAUGGAGAGACAGCUCAACUCUUGCAAGCCAGAGGAGUAGUUUCCCAACUUCGUUUUGGACCAGCUCUUACCAGCCCCCAUCUCGGCCCUGUUUAAGUGGAGUUCACCCUGACUUCUCAGUCACUGCACCAGGCACCUUUGCAGCAGCUGAUCCUGGUCCCUGGCCGGGACACAAUUUUCAUCAGACUGGCCCUCCCCCACCCCCUCCCGUAUCAGAGUCCUGGCACUAUCCACUGACAUCUCAGGUGAGCCCAUCGUACACACACAUGCAUGAUGUGUACAUGCAUCACCAUCAUCCCCAUCCACACAUGCACCACCGCCACCAUCACCACCCUUCUGCCAGCUCCCAUUUGGAUCCUCGAUAUGGCUCUUUGCUGAUGCCUUCAGUUCAUACAGCCAGGAUUCCUCCUCCCCAGUGUGACAUCACAAAGACAGAUUCUACUACUGUCACCACUGCUACCUCAGCAUGGGCUGGAGCCUUUCAUGGAACAGUGGACAUUGUGCCAAGUUUUGGGUUUGAUUCAGUAAAAUGGCUUGAUGAUAAUGAUGAUGAUGAUGAUGAUGAUGAUGAUCCCAUUACUAUGCCUUUUUGA